AUGUCUGUCGUAACUAAUCGUCCGAAAAAAGUGGGAUCUUGGUAUUUUGGAGGAGUAGCUAGCGCUAUGGCAGCUGCAUGUACUCAUCCGUUAGAUCUUAUCAAAGUACAUUUACAAACUCAACAAAAGAAGGAGUUCGGGAUGGUUAGCAUGGGGAUUCGUGUAUGGAAGCAAGAUGGUGUUUUAGCGCUUUACAAUGGAAUAAGUGCUUCGAUCUUGAGACAGCUUACAUAUUCUAUGACUCGAUUCGGAAUUUACGAAACUUAUAAACAGUCUAAAAAUGACCCCUUGCCAUUCAGCGAAAGCUCAUUAGUAGCUUUUGCUUCUGGAUUUUGUGGUGGUGUCGUUGGUAACCCAGCGGACAUGAUUAACGUCAGAAUGCAAAACGAUAUGAAACUUCCUAUAAAUGAACGACGAAACUACAAAAAUUGUAUCGAUGGAUUAAUUCAUGUAGUUCGUCAUGAAGGUGUAAUAAAAUUAUUCAAUGGAGUCAGUAUGACUGCUUCUCGAGCCGCAUUUAUGACAUUGGGACAAUUAGCUUUUUAUGAUAAAUUUAAAAUCUUGCUUAUUAACUCUGGUGGAUUUGAAGAUAAACCUUUAACUCAUAUGAUUGCGAGUUCUAGUGCAGCUGGGGUUGCAACUUUUAUUACCCAACCAUUUGAUGUAAUGAAAACUCGUUUAAUGAAUGCUCCUCCUGGAAAGUAUUCCGAUCUGAUGAGCUGUGCUGUAGAUCUUGCAGUUACUGGUCCAUUAUCUUUUUUUAAAGGUCUAAUUCCAGCAUUCAUCCGUUUAGCACCACAUACUGUAUUAACGUUUGUAUUCCUUGAACAAUUGAUUAUUAACUUUGGACAUUUACCGCCCUCAAAAUAA
Schistosoma spindalis is the source of this 870-nucleotide messenger RNA. The record is from the annotation of a GenBank genome assembly. Lineage: Eukaryota; Metazoa; Platyhelminthes; Trematoda; Strigeidida; Schistosomatidae.